UUAUACCCGCGCGCCGGAGAGCAUACUCCCGCGCGUCUCGAUCGGCCACUCGAAGAGUUCUUCGGAAUGAAGAUCACCGUGCAGUCGUCGAGGGCCGUCAGGCCUGACUACGGCAGCGGCGGCGCGGGCGGCGCCGCCGACGCCGUGCCGCUCUCGGUGUUCGACAAGGUGAACUUCGACACGUACGUCUCCGUCAUCUACGUGUUCCGCCCGCCGAUGCCGCCCAACGCCGCGCUCGAGGCCGGGCUCGCCAGGGCGCUGGCCGAGUACCGGGAGUGGGCGGGGCGGCUCGGCGUCGACGCCCGGGGGAACCGCGCCAUCCUCCUCACCGACGAGGGCGCGCGGUUCUUGGAGGCCACGGCCGACGUCACGCUCCACAGUGUGCUGCCGCUGCGGCCCACCAGGGAGGUGACGAGCCUGCACCCGAGCAGCGACGGCGCCGAGGAGCUCAUGCUCGUCCAGGUCACGCGGUUCGCGUGCGGGUCCGUCGCCGUAGGCUUCACCGCGCAGCACCUCGUCUCCGACGGCCGCGCCACGAGCAACUUCUUCGUGGCGUGGAGCCAGGCCACGCGCUGCGCCGCCGUCGACCCGGCCCCGGCGCACGACCGCGCGUCCUUCUUCGCGCCCCGGGACCCGCCGCUGGUGGAGUUCGAACACCGCGGCGUCGAGUUCAAGCGGAAGCAGCAACCGGCGGCCCCGCGCGUGAAGAAGUCGGUCAUCAGCGACGCCGACGCCGACGAGGAGGUGGUCGUGCACAAGGUCCACUUCAGCCGGGAGUUCAUCUCCAAGCUCAAGUCCCAGGCGUCGCCGCCGGGCACGCACCGGCCGUGCAGCACGCUGCGGUGCGUGGUGGCGCACCUGUGGCGGUGCGUCACCGCGGCUCGCGGGCUCGGCGCGGGCGUGUCCACCAGCGUGUGCAUCGCCGUGGACGGCCGGGUGCGGAUGACCCCGCCGGUGCCCGAGGGCUACACGGGCAACGUCGUGCUGUGGGCGCGGCCCACGGUCACGGCGCGGGACCUGGUCACGAGGCCGCUGCAGCACGCGGUGGAGCUCAUCAACCGGGGGCUGGCCCGGGUUAACGAGGGCUACUUCCGGUCGUUCGUGGACUUCGCGAGCUCCGGCGCCGUGGAGGAGGAGGGGCUGGUGCCGACGGCCGACGCGGCGGAGACGGUGCUGAGCCCGAACAUCGAGGUCGACAGCUGGCUGCGGAUGCCGUUCUACGAGCUGGACUUCGGCGGCGGGCGGCCCUUCUUCUUCAUGCCCAGCUACGUGGCGGUGGAGGGCCUCCUCAUCGUCCUGCCGUCCUACUUCGGGGACGGCAGCAUCGACGCCUACGUCCCGCUCUUCAGCCGCCACAUGGACAGCUUCAAGAACCUCUGCUACUCCAUGUCCCUCAACUAGCUCUGCUCUGCAUGCUGUCCUGCUGCAAGCGAUGUAGAUGCACGUGUACUAAAAGUUGAUUGUAUUUCGAUUAUAAGUUCUUCUUAAGAGAGAAAUGAAAUUUUGUUGAUCAUAUUCAAUUA
Panicum hallii is the source of this 1523-nucleotide messenger RNA. RefSeq names its product agmatine coumaroyltransferase-2-like. Lineage: Eukaryota; Viridiplantae; Streptophyta; Magnoliopsida; Poales; Poaceae. Bases 67 to 1401 code for a protein of 444 amino acids. The transcript has a single exon. Gene Ontology annotation, molecular function: acyltransferase activity, transferring groups other than amino-acyl groups. The record is from RefSeq and is a predicted model, not a curated record.